Plasmodium adleri (nom. inval.) is the source of this 1620-nucleotide messenger RNA. RefSeq names its product DNA primase large subunit, putative. The record is from RefSeq and is a predicted model, not a curated record. NCBI's taxonomy places the organism in Eukaryota, Apicomplexa, Aconoidasida, Haemosporida, Plasmodiidae. Gene Ontology annotation, cellular component: alpha DNA polymerase:primase complex. The coding region runs from base 1 to 1620 and encodes 539 amino acids. Gene Ontology annotation, biological process: DNA replication, synthesis of primer. The transcript is spliced from 2 exons.
AUGAUAAUAAGAAAAAAGUCCUUAAAUGGAAUGCCACAUGAGAAGGGAAAGUUGAAUGAGAAAAAACUUCAGAAUAUUACAAUAAAGAAUUAUGAAAUAACAAAUGAUGAAAGUAAGAAAGCAUUUUUUGACUAUUACAGUUGUAUAUAUCCAUUUAAUAUGCCUAUCAGUUUAUAUAAGUAUCCUCCCAUAUUUGGUUAUUGUAGUUUAAGUGAUUUUCAAGAGAUUGGAGCAAAAAGGUUAGCAUUGUUACAAUUUUUAGAUACAUGUACUAUAUCAGGAGAUGAUGAGAGAGAACAAUAUAAUAAUUCAAGAAAAGGUGAAAAGAAUUAUUCUUUAAAUAAUACAACAGAUAAUAAGAAUAAAAUAAUAAGACAGAAGAUUUAUGAAUAUAAAUUUGGUAUACAAUCUAUGAAAGAUUAUAAUAAAGAAGAAAUGGAAAAUAUUAUUAUGACAGAUUUAUUAUCUCAUUAUAUAUUAAGAAUAGCAUUUUCAAAAGAUAAAGAAAAACAACAAUGGUUUUUAAAACAAGAAUUAAAAUUAUUUACCUUUAGAUUAAAUGAAUUGAAAAAUAUUAAUGUUUUAAAUUCACAAAAUAUAAGUGAAAGUGAAAGAGGUUUAGUACAUUUAUUAAAACGAGAAAAUAUUCAUUACGAAUCUAUAUCAAAACCAUCCAUAUCAUAUGGUAAUAAAAAUGAGGAAUGGGAAAAAUAUACAGAAUUUAUUCCUAAUAAAGAUACUAUACAGAAAUUAUUUAAAGUCCCAUUUUAUCCUGAUGCUUAUUUCUUAGUAAGAGAUCAUAAAGUAGUUGUUGAAAAAGGUAUAGCAUAUGUGCCAGAUAUAUAUUUAGAUAUUAUAUUGACAGUACAAUUCAAAUUAAAUAUAAAAGAAUCAUUUAAAUAUCUAGAUCAUAAUGAAAAAAUGCUUUUAAAAAUUCAAAACGAUCCAAGAAUUUCUACUUUCUUAUCAUCGUUACCUAAAGCAUAUGUAGCCAAAGAUUUCAGGCAAAAUUAUGAGCAUACACAAGAUACUAGAUUGUCACCUCAAAACCUUUAUAGUGUAUAUAAACAAUCUUUUCCACCAUGUAUGAGACGUAUAUUUGUUAAUUAUAUCAAAGAUAAACAUUUAAAACAUUGGGGAAGACAACAAUUAUGGUUAUUUCUAAAAGGUGCAGGUAUGACACUAGAUGAAAAUAUACAAACUAAUAGAUCUAUAUGGUUACAACCUGAUAAAUUUGAUAAAGAACAUAGAUAUAAUAUAAGAUAUAUGUAUGGUAAAGAAGGUAAAAAAACAGAUUUUAGUCCAUAUAACUGUUCUAAAAUUAUAAAUAACUUUCCUGUACCAUCUUCAAAUGAUAUACAUGGUUGUCCUUUUAAAAAUUUUGAUGAGUCUCAUCUUAAAAGUCUUCUUUAUUUUUUUGGACUAAGUGAUGAACAAAUUAAAUCUAUUAUGCCUCUAAAAAAAAAUAAUGAAUACCAAAUGGCAUGUGUAAAAUUCUUUAUGGAAACACACCCAGGAUCUGUUGGUGAUGGGGUUGGAAACCAUCCUAAUUCAUACUACGUGGAGAGUAGAAAGUAUUAUAAAUCCAAAACAUCAGGAUCCGAAAAAGUAACAAAUUGA